Messenger RNA from Electrophorus electricus (electric eel), 630 nucleotides. It is a transcript of the gene tmsb2, whose product is annotated as thymosin beta 2. The record is from RefSeq and is a predicted model, not a curated record. Gene Ontology annotation, molecular function: actin monomer binding. Gene Ontology annotation, biological process: actin filament organization; regulation of cell migration. NCBI's taxonomy places the organism in Eukaryota, Metazoa, Chordata, Actinopteri, Gymnotiformes, Gymnotidae. Gene Ontology annotation, cellular component: cytoplasm.
UGUCUGAUAAAUCCACACCCUGACAGAGGCGCAGAAGCACCAACGCCGGCAGACACCGCGGACGGACACGCAGCCUCUCUCCCUCCCUGCUUGUGGAUCAUCUCCUCUGUGCCAAACGCAAACAUGUCUGACAAGCCAGACCUCACUGAGAUCGCCAGGUUUGACAAAACCAAGUUGAAGAAGACCGAGACAAAAGAGAAGAACCCCCUGCCCACCAAAGAGACCAUCGAGCAGGAGAGGAAAGGAGAUGCAAGCCCCUGACCCGACCGAACGUGGGACGGCCGAGCACAACAGAUGUUCCUCUGAUGGAACUUUGAACCAUCCACUAUUUACAUUUCCUAUUUCAGUUUAAUGGGUGCUACUGCCCCAUGUGAUGCAUGGUUACUAUGGCGAUGGGAGCCACUGAGGCCUAGGAGAGGGUGAAGAUGACACGGGGUGUAAUAAGACAGGGUGCAAAUAUCUUACAGCAAAUUCUCUUUGGUGCAAUGGGGCAUUUUCUUAAUUUUCUAAAAAACGUUUCUUCAUGAAGUAAAAUGUGAACACAGUACUGUAUGUGACUGGUAAUCUCUGAAACCUGCUGUUACCCACACUAAACCGUGGUAAAAGAUAAUAAAAGUACUUACAAUUAAA